ACCGGUCCCAGGGAUGGAGUGGGAAGAGGGACGCGGCAUCACCCUCGGUGGCCAGGCGGUAAAUCAAACCGAAGCCCGCCGACUGUAACAGUCGGCGAUGCGGAGCGGGUUGAAGAGACCUGGGGGGUUGGGGCGGGGAAGAGAUGGAAGAGAAGGGGGGCGAAGGAAGGUGGAAAUGCUGAACCUCCAGCCUUUCGCCACCAUUCAGCCCGCUGGUUGUCGAACUUUUAUGUCACGCUUAAUGAGAAAAGUGACCUCUGCAAGAAGAGACUUUGGGUCAUUUCAUUCAUCAAAUGUGCAAGAACUUCUGGGAGCCAUAAAGGCAGGGAAUUAUGUUCCCCCUACCUUGCCAUUCGAGUUGCCCAAGUUCCUUUAUCAUAACGGAAGUAUUCCAAGAUUUGGUCAGUGGAUGAGGAAAAAGCAUUUUCUACUGGAGGAGGAGACCAUAUUUAUUAACCAUGGUGCUUUUGGCAGUACUUUGAAAGAUGCUCUGGAUGUUGCUCAGAAAUGGCAGCUAUAUAUUGAAAGGCAACCUCUGCGAUUUUAUGAUAGAGAAUUGCUUCCUCAUUUGGUCUUUAUUACAAAACGAUUAGCUGAGUUUGUAGGAUGUUCUCCAAUGGAUUUGGUGCUGGUACCAAAUGUUACAAUGGCGAUGAACAUUAUUGUAAGAAGUCAGGAUCUGAAAGUGGGAGAUACAGUAUUCAUGCUAAAUGUGACCUAUGGUGCUGUGAAGAAGCUUCUCAGACAAGUUUGUGAAGAACAAGGGGCCACACUGCAGGAAGAAAGUCUGGAGUUUCCACUAUCAGGGCCUGGUCAGAUCAUUAAAAAAGUGGAGGACACUUUGCAGCCAGGGACAAAAUUGGCUGUGUUUGAUCACAUUCCGAGCAAUGCUUCAUUCAUAAAUCCAUUGGAGGAAAUCAUCAAUAUCUGCCGACAAAGGGGUACAAAAGUACUAAUUGAUGGAGCACAUGCACUUGGUGUAAUGGAUUUGAAACUCAGCUCUCUAGAUGCUGAUUAUUAUGCAUCCAACUGCCAUAAAUGGUUCUGUAGUCCAAAAGGUUGUGCUUUCUUGUAUGUUAAGCCAGAGCUGCAAAAUUCCUUACGGCCACUUGUGAUUUCACACGGAUUUGGCUUUGGCUUCAGUUCUGAAUACAUCUGGACAGGCUUGAAAGACUACACGGCUAUUCUGGCUCUUCACACUGUGUUGGACUUCUGGGAAUCUGUGGGUGUGCAAAGAAUUCAAGGAUAUAUCAAAGACCUUAUGUCCCAGGCUGUGGAUUUACUGGUCAACCGUUGGAAAACUGGACUGCUGGCCCAAAGAGGAAUGUUUGGUUCCAUGGCAUGUGUUCGACUACCAGAAUGUCUGCUUAAGGACAAUUAUGCAAAUUAUGAGCAUGCAGAGAUCAUCCAGAAUGUCCUUUACAGCCAGUAUAACAUUGAGGUGCCCAUCAAAGCAUUGGGAGGAAGGUUGUAUGUUCGGAUCUCCAUACAUAUCUACAAUGAACUGAAGCAGUACCAGAAACUUGCAGAUGCAAUUGAAGAAAUUGCAUUAAAGUAAGGCAGUUACAAGCCACCUCUCCUUCAAUUUCCCAGCAGGCUGCUGCUACUGUUCUUUCAUUAUUACCCUUGUCUAAGUGCUUGAAAUGAGAAACUACUAUUAUUGGUACUGGCAACGUCCAGUUUGGAUUGCAUGAUUAGCUGAGAUCCGGUACAUACACAGCAUCAAUAGAAUUAUAUUACACUGGUACUAUGAAUAUACUGGAUCUCCCAAUUUAUGUCAUUAAUCUGCAAUAUAGCUGAUAAUUGUGAAUUCAUACCAUUAUUUAACAACAGGAUGCCGGUGAAAAGUGGAGUUCCACAGGAGUCAGUUUUGGGACUGCAACUUUUCACUUUAUGUAUUAAUGAUCUGGAUGAACUGAUGGCAUUGUGGCCAAGUUUGCAGACGAUACCAAGAUAGGUGGAGGAACAGGUAGUGUUAUGGAGGCAGGUAAUCUGCAGAAGGACUUGGACAGGUUGGGAGAGUGGGCAAAGAAGUGACAGAUGGAAUAUAGCGUAGGGAAGUGUGGAGUUAUGCACUUUGGUAGAAAGAAUAAAGGUGUAGACUAUUUUCUAAAUGAGGAGAGAAUUCAGAAAUCGGAGAUGCAAAGGGAUCUGGGAGUCCUAGUUCAGGAUUCCCUUAAGGUUAACCUGCAUGUUCAGUCAGUAGUAAAGAAGGCAAAAGCAAUGUUAUCAUUCAUUUCAAAAGGACCAAAAUAUAAAAGCAAGGAUGUACUGCUGAGGCUUUGUAAGGCAUUGCUCAGACUGCAUUUGGGAUACUGUGAGCAAUUUUGGACCCCAUAUUUAAGGAAGGAUAUGUUGGCCCUGGAGAGGGUCCAGAGGAGGUUCACAAGAAUGAUCCCAGGAAUGAAAGGCUUAACAUAUGAGGAGUGUUUGAUGUCUCUGGGCCUGUACUCACUGGAGUUUAAAAGGAUGAGGGGGAAUCUCAUUGAAACAUUGGAUACUGAAAGGCGUGGAUAGAGUGGAUAUGGAGAGGAUGUUUCCAUUAGUAGGAUCCGAGGGCACAACCUCAGAAUAAAGGGGCAUCCCUUUAAAACUGAGCUGAGGAGGAAUUUCUUCAGUCAGAGGGUGGUGAAUCUGUGAAAUUCAUUGUUGCAGAGGGCUGUGAAGGCCACAUUAUUAGGUGAACUUAAGGCAGAAGUUGAUAGGUUCUUGAUUGGUAAGGGGGUUAAGGGUUACGGGGAGAAGGCGGGACAAUGGGGGUUGACAAAAAUCAGCCAUGAUUGAAUGGCAGAGCAGACUCGAUGGGCUGAAUAGCCUAAUUCUGCUCCUAUAUCUUAUGGUCCUAACAUUGUGGUAUAGCAAUAUAAUUAGUUGGAAUUUUAAAAGCAACUAAGUGCAAUCCAUAAAGUUUGCACAGCCAAUCUGCCCCCACAACUUCUAAGGUUUCCAGUUAUAGCUUAGUCAAGAAAGACCUUCAGAGGAUAAGUUCAAUCAAUUGUACUAAAGUGUAUGUACUUUGUUGUGCCCAGCCUGCUUUGUAUCAAUAAAUACAGUAUUGA
Pristis pectinata (smalltooth sawfish) is the source of this 3059-nucleotide messenger RNA. RefSeq lists its product as uncharacterized. The record is from RefSeq and is a predicted model, not a curated record. The transcript has 13 exons. The coding region runs from base 98 to 1558 and encodes 486 amino acids. Lineage: Eukaryota; Metazoa; Chordata; Chondrichthyes; Rhinopristiformes; Pristidae.